Messenger RNA from Homarus americanus (American lobster), 900 nucleotides. Its product is annotated as 14 kDa phosphohistidine phosphatase-like. The record is from RefSeq and is a predicted model, not a curated record. NCBI's taxonomy places the organism in Eukaryota, Metazoa, Arthropoda, Malacostraca, Decapoda, Nephropidae. Gene Ontology annotation, molecular function: protein histidine phosphatase activity. Bases 92 to 547 code for a protein of 151 amino acids. Gene Ontology annotation, cellular component: cytosol. Gene Ontology annotation, biological process: peptidyl-histidine dephosphorylation. The transcript is spliced from 3 exons.
CAGCAGCAGGGCCUGGCGACAAGACCACAUCACAGACACACUGGAGGGAGUUUCUCUUCACACCUUUCUUCCGUGUUGUUAUUUGAGUUUGAUGAUCCAGCUGGCCGGGCUGAGACUCACAUUGGCUCGUCCUCUACCUUCACUCUUGGCAGCCAGAUUGUAUUGUGAGCAACAAACAAUGGCUACCCCCCUGGACAACGUGGCAAAUGUAGACAUUGAUAAUGGAGUAUUCAAGUAUGUGCUCAUGAAGGUUUACCAUUCACCAGAGGGAGGAUCAGAAAUCUCAAAGUUCAUAACCAGAGGAUAUACAUCCGCUGGUUUUCACUCAGAUGUGUAUGAGCAAGUUACACCAGAUAUUGAGAAGCAGGGAAUGGACUGUGAGUGUGUCGGGGGAGGUCGGAUCCGUCAUGAACCAGAUAAAAAGACCAUUUUAGUUUAUGGCUAUUCCCAAGGAUUUGGUCGAGCAGAUCACGGCAUUACUGUGGAUCUGCUUAAAGCUAAAUAUCCAGAUUAUAAUAAAAUAUCUUUCUCAGAUGACGGAUAUUAGUUUUAUUUACAAAUAAAUGUCACUGGAGUAACAAGAUUUAUGAUCUGGAUUAUUAUUGGCUGGCAGUUGUCCUCAGCAAAAUAUACCAGUGAUGUAGACUGGGUAUAAAGAUCAGCUUUUAGGUAUCAUAAGUUUUGUAGGAGGUCAUACUUUAAUUAUAUCCCAGUAUAUAACUCCUUAUUCCUUUCGAACAUGUACGGUAUUUCCAAUCAACUGUUAUUGAAGGUACAAUCCGUUUUUUUCAGUACAGUAUUGCAUUCAUGUGCCACUCCUUGUGAUUCAGUUAUGAUAAAUGAUUUACCUUUUUAUAUUCACAUGUAAUGGUUAAGAAAAAAUAAAUGGAUUAUUCCUCU